AUGUUCAAGGCCAAGGUGUCCACUCACAUGGAGGUGGCGGUGCCUCCAGAUCAGGCAGCUGCAGAUCCUAGGGAUCAUAGUAAAGGUCUGUUUGAUGAGAAGGUUCCUGCACAAGAAAUUGUUCCUUCUCCCAAACUCUUUCAGGAUGUGGUCCAACGCCAGUGGGUCCAGCCUGGCACCCUGGCCACCCUUGUUGAUAACCCUGUGCCUCUGGGGGAAGAAUUCGGGUCCUGGAAAACAGGUGCAGAACUUCUUGAUGAAUUUAGUGACCAAUCUUUGUCACAUAUGUGUCCCGAAAUCAAACCCAAACCCAGGACAUUCUCCCGCCAAAGAUUGCCCAAUCAGAUGCUUUUUUGUUAUACACAGAAGAUCACAGAAGGCAUGGAACCGGAUGUAACUUUGGACUGUUUGGGCUAUGAAUGGGAACUUCAUCGAAUGUAUUUAUUUAAAUCCCAUGUCCUUUCACAACUUCUUGCUGAAGCUGUACAGGAUAGCUACUCCCCAAACACAAGAAGUAUAUUGAAAUCUAAAAAAGGAACCCGUUGUUAUAAAUGCUGCCUACUACUUGGUCAUAAGCAUGAUGAAGUCUGCCAACAGAAGGAAAAAUUGCCAAAAGUCAAUAUUGCUCUGAAGAUUAGUGAUGAAGAUGUCACCCGUUUUGCCUUUGCUGUUGCCCUCAAGUACAUGUACAAUUCUGAAUCAGAAGUGAAUGAAGAAGAUGUUCUAGGAAUUCUGGCUGCCGCAGAAGUGUUACAGUUCCCUAGCCUUUUCCUAAAGUGCAUCCAGGUCAUGAAAAACAGCAUCUGUCCCAUCAAUGUCUGUAGCUAUUAUACUGCAGGCUGCAAGUAUAAGCAACCUUCCUUGAUCGCUGUCUGUGAAAGAUGGACUGAGGUAAACCUUGUCCCACAGCUUGGCACCCAUAUAUCUCUGCGGGACCUGCCACUGGAGCUGCUACAGAAAGUGCUCAAAUCUCCAAGGUUGUUUACCAUCAAUGAAUUCUACCUCUUGAGAACUGCACUAUACUGGGUAUUCCUGCAGCAAAAUCCCAAAAUUCAGAUAAUCCCAUCUUAUGAUACUAUCCUCACAUAUUUUAGCAGUUUACCCAAGACCUGUGCCUUCUUGGAAAGGGAAGAAGGACAGCACUACAUGGCUAUUUUUCAGUCUCUCCGUUUACAUGGCAUUACUUCAAGUAAGCUUACCUUUUUCUGUGAUUAUUCAGCUGAUCUAAAUUUUGUGCUAGAGAAUGGUGGUGACAUGGCCUUUCAGACAGACUUUAACACCCAAGCGGUGAGAUUUGGUCUUAUGCUCAAGGAGGAACCAAGAUAUCACGCAGAAGUCAUUUCCAUUUAUGGAUUCUUCUUCGAGCUAAAAGCAGUAAAACAUGAUGCUUCAGCAUACAGUUUUUACAUGAAAAGAAUCAGACAUGCAGAUCCAAUUAUAUCUUAUUUUACGGCUGACCGCAGUCCUGUCAAUUUACAGAAAGAACGAGAAGUUAAGUAUGAAAUAAAAGCACAGUGCCAGAUAGAUGGAAAGUGGGAAGAAUUCACCACAGAAAGGCUGACUCAAAACUUUGGAGUUAAGAAACCUUCUUCUAAAAGCAAGGUGAGGAAAAACCAAAAGAAAUUUACUAAUUACUUGAAAACAUGUUCGGUGAUAAACAGUGGAAUGAGGAUAAAGCUUCAGUAA
This is a messenger RNA of Thamnophis sirtalis, 1686 nucleotides long. The record is from RefSeq and is a predicted model, not a curated record. NCBI's taxonomy places the organism in Eukaryota, Metazoa, Chordata, Lepidosauria, Squamata, Natricidae.